AUGUCCAGUAUCUACAAGGCCCUAUCAGGCAAGAACCAGAAGAAGAAGGAUGGGAACGCCGGCGCUGAGAAGCAGUACAUGAACAAGCAGCGUGUGUUGCUCAUCUCGUCGAGAGGAGUUACAUACAGACAUAGGCACUUGAUCCAGGACCUGCACAGUCUGAUGCCGCACUCGCGCAAGGAGCCCAAGCUGGACACAAAGAAGGAUUUGGGGCAGCUGAACGAGAUUGCAGAGCUGUACAACUGCAACAACGUGGCGUUCUUCGAGGCGCGCAAGCACCAGGACCUAUACAUGUGGCUGUCGAAACCCCCCAACGGGCCCACAGUCAAGUUCUAUCUCCAAAAUCUGCAUACGAUGGACGAGCUGAACUUCACCGGGAACUGCUUGAAGGGCUCGCGCCCCGUGCUCUCGUUUGACAAGCGCUUCGAUACGCAACCACAGUACCGGCUCUUCAAGGAAAUGUUCAUCCACACGUUCGGCGUGCCUCCACAGGCGCGCAAGUCCAAGCCGUUCAUCGACCAUGUGAUGUCCUUCAGCAUAGUGGACGACAAGAUCUGGGUCCGCAACUACGAAAUCUCACACGCCGCGCGCAACAACAGCGAAUACGAGGACAAGCAGGACGAGGACAUAUCCCUGGUCGAGAUCGGGCCGCGCUUCGUCAUGACGCCAAUCCUGAUCCUGGAGGGCGCCUUUGGCGGCCCCAAGAUAUACGAGAACAAGCAGUACGUCUCGCCCAACGUGGUCCGCGCUCAGCUCAAGCAGGAGGCCGCCAAGGAAGCCCGGGCGCGCGCAGACGCCGCCGUCCAGCGCAAAAUCAAGCGUCGCGACAACGUGCUGGCUAUGGACCCGCUGUCGAACGAUGCCCUCUUCAAGAACUGA
Molecule: messenger RNA, 879 nt
Organism: Eremothecium gossypii ATCC 10895
Lineage: Eukaryota; Fungi; Ascomycota; Saccharomycetes; Saccharomycetales; Saccharomycetaceae
Gene: BRX1
Product: ribosome biogenesis protein BRX1
Exons: 1
Coding region: 1-879 (292 amino acids)
Biological process (GO): ribosomal large subunit assembly; rRNA processing
Cellular component (GO): nucleolus
Molecular function (GO): rRNA binding
Source: RefSeq, marked provisional